Molecule: messenger RNA, 964 nt
Organism: Vitis riparia (riverbank grape)
Lineage: Eukaryota; Viridiplantae; Streptophyta; Magnoliopsida; Vitales; Vitaceae
Exons: 2
Coding region: 49-711 (220 amino acids)
Source: RefSeq, a predicted model, not a curated record
UAUAUAUUUAUAUAAGGUCAUUACAUCUCUGUGCAUUGGUUGGUGCCGAUGGCAGCAGAAGUCGGUUCUCUGCUUCGCAUCCUCAACGCCCGCAAAGAAGAAAAACUCAGAAACGAGGCCACCGUCCUCAUCACCAGAGACUUGCUCGGCUCCUGUUCCAAGGCCGCAUCCGCCGAUCUGGAUCUCGAUUUGCAAGUCCCUACCGGCUGGGAAAAACGCCUCGAUUUGAAGUCAGGGAAAGUGUAUGUGCAGAGGUGUAAAUCUCCAAGCCCUAAAUCCUGGAGUGAAGAACCAGCGCUUCGAGAUUUGAAUGUUCCGCCGCUGAAUCUAUUGGAGGACAGUUGCCUCGAACUGAAGCUGCUCCCUUCCAGCCACUAUCAGAGUGUCUGCACUCUCGACAAGGUCAAAUCCGCUCUGGAGAGAGCAGAGAAAGAGGCCUCGAAGAAGCGGUCCUCGCCUCCGAUGUCGCUUUCUUCGUCGUUGACGACCAGAGAAGAGGGAGAUGAUGAAGAAGAGAAGCGGUCGUGGUCGUUGUCUUCGACUUCCACGUCGCCGGCGUCAUCGUCGGGGAUGUUUGCAGCGGGAUGUCCAGUGUGCCUGCUGUACGUGAUGACAUAUAGGAAAAACCCAAAGUGCCCUCGCUGCGACUCCAUUGUUCCGUCUCCAUCUGCUUUUAAGAAACCCCGAAUUGAUUUAAACGCAUCGUUUUGAUGUUUCACAGCUACAUGCAACUUUUUCCCAAUAUUUUAGGAUGGAAGGCACACUGCUAUUUUAUGUAAUUUUUUCCUUCCUUUUUUAUCUUUCCAUAAGAUUAGGUUUUUUCUUUACUAAAAAUCGUAUUUAGUGGUAGGAGCCCUUUCUCUUCUGUAAAUAGAAAAAAAUGUCAUUGAAAUAUUGAAUUCGCAUAAUCUCUGUAAUGUAUUUAAUAUAGAAAUCAGAUAUUCAGGGAUUUUAUUUUAUUAUA